GGGGGCCUGUUAAACCCUAAGUGUCCACCCUGGUCAGUGGGCGGGGGCGUCUUCUGUCCUGUGUGCAGACCCAGAACCUUCCUGGGUCACUGAGCCAACAAAGGACUCGGACUGCCCAGCAGCCCCCUCCUCCUGGGCCCCGUCACCUCAGCACAUGUGCCACGGGAGGAGGCCAGGGUCACCCAGGGCGGCCCCCCUUUACUGCUCAGCCGAGGGCCCCAGAGUGGGUGCUGGGUGGCCCAGCAUCCCUCCCGGGGAUGGCUUCUGAGUCUGGAGCGAUUGGUUUUCCCACCUCUGAGAAGUAAUUGUUUGCUGCACAAAAGGAAAGCCUCUUGGUGUCUGAGGCCUGAUCUGGGGGAUGGAUGGCUGUGUGAAAUUCAAAUUAACCUUUCAGAAUGUUUAAGAAGUUGGUAACAUUUUUACAUCUGGAGUUAUUAAACCUUAAAGCUGCACAAACACUUUGGGGAAUGCUGCAUAUGAUAUAUAUGUAUGCACAUACAGAAGCAAAUACACACACACACACACACACACGCAUGCACACACUGAUGAUACUGAAGAUAACAGGUGUCUAUCUGGCCUUGCCAACAAGAUGCCCUGGCUGACUCGCCCUGACAGGGGGCCGCCUCUACCUUAGUAGAAUGGCUUGGAGCUGGGGGAGCAGUUCUUCUCAGAUGCCUGGCCGGCAGUGGAGGCCUCUGCCUGAGGCUGGACCAGGGACAAAGGCCUCCCAGCCAUGGAGGGAAAGGUUCGGAAGGAUUGUGCAUCUGCCCCAGUGUUCCAUGGCUCGGUUAAUUUGGGGGAACGACCCGUGGGAAUAAGUUUCACUGCUUCUUAAAGAAAAGGGCUAACAGUGGUAAUUAUGGGCAGGGCGGAGAGAGGCGGGGCUUCUGGGGGUGGGGCUUUUUCCCAGGAAGAUCUGACGGCCUGCCUCCCAGACGCUAAGUACGGCGGCUGCGCAGCCCUUUUCUUCCCCUGUGAGGGAGGGUCUCGCCUGGUGACCUGGUGCCAACGGAAUGAUUUGCGCAGAGCUCACAGUCAGAGGGAGCGUCCCUCGUUGUCACCUGCUGCGGAGGCAGGACCGGCCCUGGCCUUUGCCCCCAGACCUUCCGAGGACAGCUGCCUCAGGCUUCCCUGAGCAAGGAGCACCUGGGCAGCGGGUCUCUGCCCACCAGGACUAGGCCCUGGGCGCUCAGUAGACACUCAUCUUCGGGGAUCCCUCGGGCGUGUGUCACGAGGCAAGGAAAGUAUCUGACUUCAACUGCCGGGGGCCUGAUCCGGCUCCAGGGACAGGGGAGGGAACAGACCGAUCCCCUUCUCACUUGGGACACCCACGGGGUCUGUCAUGCCAGGACCACUGAGGGGAGGAAUCCCAGCCCUGGUCCUUCCGUCCCUGAGCCACCUCCCCAAGAACUCCUGGGAUGAAAAGUGUUCGUCUGCCGGUGCUUGGAAACCCUCUGCCUCGGUCCCUGGCCAGCGCUCCCUCGCCGGUCAGGCCCUUGCUCAUUCUGCUGCAGCCCCUGUGUACCUUCAGCGCUCAUGGGGAGGGGAAGGGCUGUAUUUGGGUCAUAGGGUCUUGGCAGUUGAGCUGGAAGGGACCUUAGAGACAAUCGAGGCCGACGUCCUAAUUUUACAGGAAGAAGAGCAGGAAGGCUCCCGGCGCUCCAGGGCUACUUCAGGCCGUCUCUGUGGCCGGCCCUCAGCAGCGCCCUCUCCCUCCACCCCAACCCCUGUGCUGUCCGUGAGGAUGUCAGCGCACAGGGCGAUGUCCCCUCCAGCCCCUGCAUGGCAUUCGCCUCACCUAUACGGCCGCCUCGGAUGUGGGGCGCUCGGUCACCACGCCCCAUCACCUCGACCUCCCGGAUCCCGAAUCCCGACCUCCCCCGUCUCCAGCUCCACGCGCAGGAUAUUGAGAGGGUCCGUUCAGUCCACGCGUGUCGAUGGACUGACAGCAGCUAGCGGGAAUAGGCUCCAGCGGAGGCAUUCUAAGACCGUCGGGUCGGUCCUCCUUUGCCAGAGUCCACUUUCUCUUGUCUCCUGUCGGUACUCGUGGGCGACUGUAGUAUAGA
Phascolarctos cinereus (koala) is the source of this 2066-nucleotide messenger RNA. The record is from RefSeq and is a predicted model, not a curated record. Lineage: Eukaryota; Metazoa; Chordata; Mammalia; Diprotodontia; Phascolarctidae.